Epinephelus moara (kelp grouper) is the source of this 7733-nucleotide messenger RNA. It is a transcript of the gene elmo2, whose product is annotated as engulfment and cell motility 2. Gene Ontology annotation, biological process: actin filament organization; cell motility. NCBI's taxonomy places the organism in Eukaryota, Metazoa, Chordata, Actinopteri, Perciformes, Serranidae. The transcript has 23 exons. The record is from RefSeq and is a predicted model, not a curated record. Bases 299 to 2470 code for a protein of 723 amino acids.
CAUUGAGUCUCGAUGUUAUCUGCUUUGUAGGCUUUAAUAAAAUCAUAGAGCCGUUUCUAAAGUAGAUCCAUCAGGACAGUACCCGAACCGCCGCCGGGAGUCGGGCUGCAUCAUGACUGCAAUGGAGGAGCAGGCAGAGACUGGCUGGAUGACUGAAUCACGUUAGCCGCCUUUUGAGGAAUAACACUGGUACUGACUGUAAUAGCGAGGGAGCUGACUCAGUGGUUUCUACUGCAGAGCUGUGAGAGUGAUUGACCCCCUCAACACUUCUCCAUUAGGGUGCUGUGACAACACAGCCAUGCCGCCCCCAGCCGACAUCGUGAAGGUGGCUAUUGAAUGGCCUGGUGCUAAUGCUCAGCUUAUAGAGAUGGACCAGAAAAGACCAUUGUCCUCAAUAAUACGGGAAGUAUGUGAUGGCUGGUCUUUAUCAGGCUCUGAGCAGUUUGCUCUGCGCUAUGCUGAUGGGCCUCAGCUUUAUAUCACUGAGCAGAGCCGCGGUGAAAUCAAGAACGGGACCAUCCUUCGCUUAGCCAUUUCACCUGCUCGUGCUGCUCGUCAGCUCCUGGAGAGGAUCCAGUCCCACGGUAUCGAUGCUCGCCUGGAGGCUCUAAAAGAGCUCGCCAAGCUGUCUGCAGACCCAACCUUCGCUGCAGAGUUCAUCAAUAUGGAGGGCAUUGGGACGCUGGCACGUCUUGUUGAAAGUGGCACACACUUUGGUGAAAUGCUGGCCUUCACUCUCACUGCCUUCCUGGAGCUAAUGGAUCACGGCAUUGUGUCUUGGGACCUUAUCUCCCUGUCCUUCAUCAAACAGAUUGCAGGCUAUGUGAACCAGCCGAUGGUGGAUGUGUCCAUCUUGCAGCGCUCUCUAGCGAUCCUGGAGAGCAUGGUUCUCAACAGCCACAGCCUGUACCAUCGGGUGGCACAGGAGAUCACCGUGGGACAGCUCAUCGGGCACCUGCAAGUGUCAAACCAGGAGAUCCAAACCUACGCCAUCGCCCUCAUCAAUGCUCUCUUCCUGAAGGCACCAGAGGACAGACGGCAGGAGGAGUAUACUAACCCGUUGGAGCAGCACCUCACUGAAAUGGCGAGCACUUUGGCUCAGAAACACCUGCGAUCCAUCAUCCUCAAUCAUGUUAUCAGAGGAAAUCGACCAAUCAAAGCAGAAAUGGCGCAUCAGCUGUACGUGCUGCAGGUACUGACCUUCAACCUUUUGGAGGAACGAAUGAUGACCAAAAUGGACCCAAAUGACCAGACACAGAGAGACAUCAUUUUUGAGCUGCGUAGGAUUGCGUUCGAUGGAGAAAAUGACCCGACUGGAACAGAAAAGAGAAAGGCCAUGUACACCAAGGACUAUAAGAUGCUGGGCUUCACUAACCAUGUGAAUCCAGCCAUGGACUUUACCCAGACUCCUCCGGGAAUGUUGGCUUUGGACAACAUGCUUUACCUUGCCAAGGUUCACCAGGACACGUACAUCAGGAUUGUCCUGGAAAACAGCAGCCGCGAGGACAAGCAUGAAUGUCCCUUUGGCCGCUGUGCCAUCGAACUCACUCGGAUGUUGUGCGAGAUCCUUCAGGUUGGAGAACUGCCUAAUGAGGGCUGCAACGACUACCACCCCAUGUUCUUCACUCAUGACCGGGCGUGGGAGGAGUUCUUCUGUGUCUGCAUUCAGCUGCUCAAUAAAACCUGGAAGGAGAUGAGGGCCACAGCUGAGGACUUCAAUAAGGUCAUGCAGGUGGUCCGUGAGCAGAUCACCAGGGCUCUGGCGAUGAAGCCGUCGUCUUUAGACCAGCUGAAAAAUAAACUUCGAGGCCUCAACUAUUCAGAGAUCCUGCGUCUGCGGCAGUCAGAGAGAAUGAGUCAGGACGACUUCCAGUCUCCUCCCAUCAUAGAGCUGCGGGAGAGAAUUCAGCCCGAGAUCUUAGAGCUCAUCAAGCAACAGCGACUCAACCGCCUCUGUGAGGGGAGCUGUUUCCGCAAGCUGGGGAACCGCCGAAGGCAAGAGAAGUUUUGGUUCUGCAGACUCUCCCUGAAUCACAAAGUGCUGCACUAUGGAGACCUUGAUGAGUCACCCCAGGGUGAAGUGCCUUUUGAGCUACUCAGUGACAAGAUCCCCGUCUCUGACAUCAAGUCCGUGGUGACCGGAAAGGACUGCCCUCACAUGAAAGAAAAAAGUGCUCUGAAGCAAAACAAAGAGGUGCUGGAGUUAGCCUUCUCUGUCCUCUAUGAUCCCGAUGAGACACUCAAUUUUGUUGCACCCAACAAAUAUGAGUACUGCAUCUGGACUGACGGGCUGUGUGCGCUACUGGGCAGAGAGAUGGGCAGUGACCUGACGCGCAGUGACCUAGAUACUCUCAUCAGCAUGGAGAUGAAGCUCCGCCUCCUCGACCUUGAGAACAUCACCAUCCCAGAGGCCCCGCCCCCCGUGCCGAAGGAGCCUAGCUCGUAUAACUUCACCUACAACUACAGCUGAGAUGUGUGCGUGUGUGCGUGUUUGCAGUGCAUGUGUGUGUAUAUCUCAAAGAUGAGUAUACUCAAUCUUUUGAUGAAUUUAGCUGCAGAUGUGUGCACCGGAAAAGAUUCCUUUGAUUUUUUAUUUAGUUUUUAUUUUUUAACAUUUCAGAACCCUGGAGACUUCUCUCCAUCCGUGUUUGUGAUGCUGUACGGUUCGUCAAGUAGGAGAAAUAUGUUUAUAGCUUCACAGGGAGUUUGGAGGGUCAGGGUCCACCACAGAGCAGUACUCCUGGAGCUGGUAGAGAUUCAGCAAGUGAAUCUCAUUUAUCAUUGCCGUCUCCAGGCAACGUCUCCCUCAGUCUUUGCUAGGUAAAGGCAUAAAUCUGCCUAUAAAGUGAAGGAAUACUGUGCCUGAUGGGGAAUGUGAAUGAAAAGCUAUCAGCAAAUUAGUCUUUAAUCAAAGAAAUUUUAGUCAGAUUCCAGCCUGACUGGUCAGUCAUGCCAAGCAUGUGGUUUCCAUGGCAACAAAGAUGAAGCUGCCACCAUUCCAGUUUAAACACUGUGCUCACUUUGAUUCGGUCUGUCCCUCUGCAUGAUGGGCACACGGUGAUACAACACACAGAGAAGAGUGAGUGGGCUGAGAGUUUGCGCACUCACACACUCUCCUGAAAUGAGAUUCAGUCAGUGUCUUGCUUAAGGUCACUUUGGAAGGAGGGAGAGUUGAUGUCAGGGGGGACUGAACAUGACGUUCCUGGUUAAAGGACAGUCCCCGUAAUCAGUGCACUGUCCUGCUGCACAUCGAAGUCUCAUUAAUGAUAAGAUAUCUGACCUGCAGUUCAGUGUUGAAAGUAAAAAAAAUGCUUAAAUUCAGCGAUAAAGAGAUCUAGAAAUGUGAUUAAUAACCUACUUCUGUAAAGCAGAAGCAUAUAAGGUGUAAGGGUAAUAUUUUGUGGUGUUUUUUAUCAUUUCUGCCAUACUGGGCCACAGAAGCCUAGGGCUCUAACUAACAAUUGUUUUUAUGGUAUCAUGAAUUGAUUAUUUGAUCUUUGAAAAACAUAAAUUUCUGGAAAAUGCUCAUCACAAUUUUCAUUUAGUUCUCAAGUUAACAUGUUUAAACAGCUUGUUUUGUUUGACUCAUGUUCCAAAACCAAAAGAAACACAGUUUAUUGUUGUGGAAGACAAAGAAAACCAGCAGAUAGUCAUAUUUGAGAAGCUGGAACAAGUGAAUUUUGGUCUUUUUAGCGUUUGUCAACAUUUUAGCAGAUUAAUUGCCCACCCAUCAGUAAAUCAAGUAUGACUCGAAUUGUUUCAGCUGCACUAAAGUGGUGCUGUCAGCAUAUAUGUCUUUACAGCGUCUGUUUACUCAACAUUCAUGCUGCUUUAGAUCAUUUGAGUGUCGAUACAGCCCAUUGAACUGAAACUGUAUGUGGUGUGAAGAUAGAUACUCUUGCCUACUGCAUGUGUCUGUUAGUGUGUAUUCAUAUGUGUGUGUGUGUGUGUGUGUGUGUGUGUGUGUGCAGGUUUUGAGGUUUAGUGUAAGCUGUUUAUGUUAGACAUGAGGAAUAAUGUCAAUAUUUCAUCAGCGUGAUGCUCAUGGAAGUCGGGGCCAAAGCGCGCUGACUUCCAACACAUUAAAAAACAUGAGUGACUCUUUUGUGUUGAACCACAGUCACUGCAUUGCCUUAUCAGUCAAAGACACCAUAUUUUGGGUAACAUUAGCAUUUAUAAUCAGUAUAACCAUGAAUGGUUUAUAACACAUUGUUAUAACACACUAUAAUGUGUGUUUAUUAAUGUAUUUGUUAACAACUAUGAAUUGAAUCUGAAAUACUUAAUUGAUCCUCUAAAGGAAAAUUUGGUCAUGAUACAGUUUUAUAAUUAUAUUUGUAUAGGUUUACAUUUAAGUUGUAUUUACACAUAGUGGAAUUCCAAAAAAAGUAUAUAAACAUAUAUGCAUUAUACAAUAUAUAUAUAUGUAACACAAUAUAUAUAGAAAAUGAAAAUAGAAAAAUAAAUAUGCACAUAAAUAUGUAAAAGGAAUAUGUGCUUCAUACUAUAUACACUAUCAAGCAGUUAAUCAAUGUUUGAUAACAGUAAAAGUAGUUUAAUUAUUAUAUAAUCAUAUCUAUAUCUGUUUUAUUGCCAUUCUGUUGCCAGGGCAACAGCUUUGGUCCCUCUUUACUUCCCAACAGCUACUAAGGAAACUAUAAAAGAAGAAAAGGACAUGACAUCAGUGACAGCGUUCAAAUUUUGCGUAGGAGCCAGACUUUGGUGUCAGUUCUAUUGGAGUCAAUGGGGCCAGUUCAGCAAAUCACGCUAUAACCCUUUGUUGUUUCACCUUGGACUGAAAAAUUCUUCUGCCAGAUUCAAAAACACAAAUUAGGUGAUGUUGACUGACAUUUUAUUAUCUAAAUGUGUGUGUUUGUUCUCCUUGGUAUUGGUCUCCAAAUGGAUCAAGCUGCAGCUCAAGCCCCUGUUGUUAGCGGGUACAUUACUAAACUGUUAAUAUUGAAUAACAUUAAGGAGGAAUAAUGUUGGAUAAUGUUUCCUUUACUUGUCAGGAGGUGGUGCUAAAUUGCCAAAUUAUUUUAAAUCUGGACCUUCUUCGUUUACCAGCACUGAAUUAAGUUAGCAUUUGCUCUUUUUUGAGCUAACGUUAGCUAGCAAUCUCUGCUCAGUCGCCCUAUAUUAAUUUGGGUCGAAAUGUUACAGCCUCCUUAGCUUAAUUUCUGUCAUGACAUAUGUGAGCUAGCUAAUUAAUGUUAGAUGACUAAAUUUAGGGCGCAUGCAAAUCACUAAGACGAACUACAAAGCAUUGAAGAACUUACCCAGCUUGUGUAUGUAUCAUGAUAUAAUGUUAGGUAUCUUGGACCAAACAGGGGCUUGAAACAGAUCUGUGAUCUGUUUGGGGACCAAUAGCAAGAAAAACAAAUGUGCAUGUUCAGAUUAAAAACGUCAGUGAACAUCACACAUUUGUUUUUUAUCUUGAGGAGGGAUUUUUCAUUCAAAGUUGAAACAACAAAGAUAUGAUGGGUUACAGUGUGAUUUGCUGUGCCUGCCCCAUUCACUUCAAUAGAACUAAAACCAAAGUCUGGCACCAAUGCAAAAUUCAAAUGUUGUCACUGAUGUCAUGAUCUUGACUUCUUUCAUAUUUUCAUUGACAGCUACUGCACUCAUAAACAUUGCGACAGGAAAUACUCUCUUGCUGCGUUCAAACGGGGUUGUGUUUACCGUGUUCACGAGAAGAGUCCAUAUGAACGCCCCCCUCUUGUGGUAUUCAUAACCUAGUAAGUGGAAAUUUUUAUAGAGCUCCGAGUUCACAACUUUGCAAACACAUCUUCCCAUGUUGUGAACACAAGCUCACUUUGAACGCAGCAUCGGACCCAUUCAGAAUGUUUGUGUUGUUACUUGGCUUAUGGUUAUCAUAAAUCAUUUAACUUUUUACAUUACCUGCAUACUGUAUACAUACACAGCAGGACUAAAAUUAUCUAAAUGUGUCUUUAAAACUACUGUAAAUACGAUAAUGUAUGAUUACAGCUAUGUAUUACUAUACUGUAUUACCAAACAUUGAUUAAAUUAUGAAUGCUUCAUAGGGUAAGUAACAACAAAGACAUUAUAAACAAUUAAUAUAUCUGCUACAACUACAGUAUAGUGUCUUAUAAACCAUUUAUUAAUUGUUUAUUUACUGCUCAUAAAUGCUAAAUGAGGUUUGGGUUCAAUAUUUAGAGUGACAAGUUACAGUGUUGUUUUUUCUUUUCGCUAAAACAACCUUACCUGACAUUCCAACAGUGUUUGAUGCCCCUUGUGUUGCAGCAGUUUUAAGGCUUGAUUUCAGACUUGUUUUUGUCACGCUGCACAGACAAAUGGGACAAAAGAGCAUCUCUGUUGGCCUGUUUCAGUUAAUGUGCCAAAAACGUGACCCUCAAAUGAACAGAAGCUGGUCAGAAACAGCUGAGUGACAUAGCCCUGGGCGUUGGGGACAUCUAGUGCUGCUCAUGUAUCGUAUGAGCAGACUGUAUUGUGAGCUUUGUAUACAGUGGUUUGAGGUAUAGUACAAUUGCUUGAUGUCAUUUUCUUAUGCUUUUUCUGUGUUUUGUUGAUAUCACUUAAUGUCUCAUCAGCGUCUUAACCAUUACUAAUCACUACUGUCACUUGUUAAUGCAGAAUAGAAUAUAUUUUUGUAAAUGAUUGUACAAUCUUAUCAGCUGUGAAGAGAGUGGGUAACAAGCUAACAGCAUUUUCACUCUGCGUCAAUCUGUACAGUACAUUCAACACGCUCAUUACCUUGGAAGGACAUUUAACACUAAAAAAAAAAGUUUUUGGUCUUCACAUUUUUUAAAGUCACAGCCAUGUAUUUCAUACUGCAGUCACCUCAUGUUGUUUAGGAAUGACACUCACUCCAGCACCUAAUGAUGAUGUCAGUGUUAAUGUACCUUAUAAUGCAAGUGGGAAUUAUGAAGAUUACUGUUGAUGCUGUUUGUGAAAAGGAAUAUAUUUGAUUUUUUUUUUUUUCGAAAUACUGUUUUUGCUGUUUGUUUUUUAACUGAGGUCGAAGGUUGUAAAGGUUCCCUGUGGAGUUUCAGACCUCUAGAGGUGCUGUGGACCUGUUUCUCCUUCAGUGAGUCCCUGUUUAGUUUGUCUCGUGCACGCAAACGAAGGUGCACAUGCAGUACGCAUUCCUGCCAGUGGUUUCAUGCUACUCCACUGAUCAACAGGUGGCAGUAAUUCACCAAGAAAUGCAGCAAUGUGCCAGAAAGGAAAAGUAGAAGAAGACCACAAGCUCUCAAACAUGAUGUAAACAGUAUUGGAUUUGAAAUCCUUAUAAAAAUGGACUUGCCAAUGCCAUUGCUGUUAGACCUGAAGGAUACACACAAUGUAUUUCACUGAGUAACAGUGAAUGUAAACAUAAUCGUUGUUUGUUUACAAGAAAACUCCACAGGGCCCCUUUUAACAGCUUUAAAAAAAAGUUAUUUUAUAUUCCAGCAAGUCAUCGAACUGCAGCUAAAAUAUAUCACUAACCACAAAAUACCACAGUGAGUAAAGGAUUGUUGCAUUGGAUGUACUAAUAGUAUGACUUGAAGUUUUCGCAUCUGGUACUCUUUUACAUGACUUGCUAAACUAUUUAUUUACACUUGCUAGUGAUAGUAAAGAAUGACAUGUUGUUAGUUAAGAAAUAACAACAUUAAAUCUAAAUAUGGUAUACAUAUAGAUCAUUGUAUGUAUAUACAGUAUUGUGUUGCCUUAUUGAAGAAAAUGUAUUAUGUUUUGUGUGAAUAAAUACAGAG